GAUGACUGAGGUGUUCAUAUGUUGGCAUCACUCUUAUAAUGUUAUGUUACUGAACUUCUCAAUAACUCUUACGCAUUUAAUUCAAAACGCAAAAUUAUCACCCGGAUGAUUUAUCAAGCACCACCGUUUCCGGUGUGAAAAACGCGAGAGUUUGACAUUGGCCUCAUUUAUCUACUGCAAACAUGGGCCCACUGACUUUAAACACGAUAAGACAAAUAAUGAGGGCAAUGGUUGAUAAUCCAGGUUUCGAUAGGGUCAUGAGUAAGGUGGACGUCCUGUCCGCCAGCCCGGGUAAGGUGGUGUGUGAAAUGCGGGUGGAAGAGGAGCACACCAACCGGGGCGGGACGCUUCACGGGGGGCUGACAGCCACCCUGGUGGAUGUGGUCUCCACAUUGGCUAUUAUGUACUCUGAGAGGGGAGCUCCCGGAGUCAGUGUGGACAUGAACAUAACGUACAUGAAUGCUGCAAAGAUGGGCGAAGAUGUUCUCAUCACGGCACAGGUUCUGAAGCAAGGCCGGACGCUGGCCUUUGCCACCGUAGACCUCACUAGCAAAGUCACAGGGAAGCUCAUUGCACAAGGAAGACACACUAAACACCUUGGCAGCGGCUGAAGUCCCUUUUCUGUGCCUCACAUGCAGCUUCCUGAUCAAAACAAAGGAUCUUUAACAUAAAAACAAACCCGUCUGUGUAUAAGCUAAAUAAGAACUGAUUAUGUACAGUGUUUGACGACACCUGAUGUAUGUAAAGCUUCUUACAAACGUGUUAACAGAAACAGAAGCGAGCAGUUACUCCUGCUCCAGUACGAUGUCAAUUAUUCAUGGACAUGCAAUAAAGAACUGGACAAAAGGUUAUGC
Molecule: messenger RNA, 854 nt
Organism: Menidia menidia (Atlantic silverside)
Lineage: Eukaryota; Metazoa; Chordata; Actinopteri; Atheriniformes; Atherinopsidae
Source: the annotation of a GenBank genome assembly